This is a messenger RNA of Pochonia chlamydosporia 170, 1422 nucleotides long. Its product is annotated as DNA repair protein rhp57. The transcript has a single exon. Gene Ontology annotation, molecular function: DNA strand exchange activity; ATP binding; double-stranded DNA binding. The record is from RefSeq and is a predicted model, not a curated record. NCBI's taxonomy places the organism in Eukaryota, Fungi, Ascomycota, Sordariomycetes, Hypocreales, Clavicipitaceae. The coding region runs from base 1 to 1422 and encodes 473 amino acids. Gene Ontology annotation, biological process: DNA strand invasion; mitotic recombination; DNA recombinase assembly.
AUGACCGACCUUCUUCAUAUUCUCCCGUCCUUCCGCACCAGCCCCUUCGGGGCUCUCCUGCCAACAAUCGAGCAACAUGCCCUAUCAACAACAGACCUUCUGGCUCUUCAUCCAGCGGAUAUCGCCAAACAAACACAUCUACCGCUCCUGGAUCUGAAACGACUCAUCGCAGCAAUCCAAGCCUCACUAUCAGAUGACCUCGUGCCACGAUAUCCCCUUCGGCAAGAUGCCAACUCCAAUCCAGCCCCAGAAACGUCCAACGAUGAGACCGAGCCAGCAGAUUCAAACCCCCAGGGAGCCAAAUCACCAGAAACAACCGCAAACGACGCUACCAGCAGAAGCAAACCUCCCUCAGCAUCAUACAUCAGCACUCUUUCACCAGAAAUAGACGCAGUCCUCAACUCUGGCAUCCCAACAUCAACCAUUACCGAAAUCACAGGCGAAUCCGGUGCCGGCAAGACUCAAUUCCUCCUCUCGCUCUGCCUUGCUGUGCAACUCCCUGCCCCCCAUGGCCUCCGCAAGCAAGCUCUCUACAUCUCAACAGAGUCCAGCCUGGCAACCACUCGCCUCUCCCAGAUAAUGAAAUUCAACCCCGUCCUCCAACAAAUUGACUCUGCAGACCGCCCAUCACUAGACAACAUCCUCAGCACAGUGACGCCGGAUCUCGAAUCACAGGAUCACAUCCUCGAAUACCAAGUCCCAGUGCUACUGUCAAGACACAACAUCGGCCUAGUGGUCAUCGACUCCGUGGCAGCCAACUACCGCGCCGAAUUCGAAAGGUCCGGCUCUUCAUACGGCUCUAACAUGGCCGCACGGAGCGCCGAACUUGUCCGCCUAGGAGCCCUGCUGCGAGACCUAGCAAGAAAGCAUGACAUUGCCAUCGUCGUCGCGAACCAAGUAUCAGAUCGCUUCUCCUCAUCAGCCCCAGUACCAAGAACGGUUCCCUACAGAGCUACGCAGGAAAGCCCCCUCGCUUCACGUAGCAUGCCUCCACCGCAGUCCACCCUCGCCAGCACGCCCUCGUCCUCCGUGCCAUUCUCCUUCCCGGAGGAUGCGCCGACACACCCUGCAUUACGUCUUGAGCAUCAGCAGCGCUGGUUUACCGGCUGGGGCGAUGAUCCCCGUUCGUCACAUUCGUUAAAAACACCUAGUUUGGGGCUGGUAUGGUCGACGCAGAUUGGGUGUAGGAUAGCAUUAUUCAAGAGACCCGUUUACGGACGGCCGAGACAGAUUGCAGCUUCUAUAGAGGCGGAUGAUGAUAAUGUUGACAGGGGCGCUACCUUGAAGAGCUGGCGGAGGUGGAUGAAGGUUGUGUUCGCCGGACAUGUUGCUGCUUCGGGGCAAGGGGUGAAUGGGGCCAAGGAAUUUGAGGUUACGAUGGGAGGAAUACAGUCUGCACAGAAGAAGGGCAAAGAUCAAUGA